AUGAAAUGUUUGCAGGUGUGCCUGGGAAAGUUCCACAGCAUAUGGGUGUGCGAGGCUGGCGGGGGCGAGGUGUGGUGCGGGGGGCAGACCGCCAGGGCGGGCGGCCCGAACUGCACGGCGCUUCGCCCCGCACCGCUACGUUUGCCGGAGCCCUGCAUUUCUGCAGCCAUUACUCUCACUUCCACCAUCUUUCUUCUGCAGAAUGGCGCGGUGCUCCAGUACGGCCUCAACAUCGCCGACAACGUCAGCUCGUCGAACGCGAAGACGCCCUCCGUGAUAAAGCUGGCGGCGGUGAAGCCGGCGCUGAAGGUGGCCGAUCCGCUGGGGGUGUGCGCGGGGCGGGCUCACGCCGUCGCGUGGAACCCGCGCGCCCUCUACACAUGGGGGACUAAUAUGGGCCAGCUCGGGCACCCGCAAGAGGACCGGCUGGUGGCGACACCGAAGCGCGUAGCCGUAUCUAUAAACACUAAAGAUCAGGCGGAAAUCCAACUGGUGGCUACGUCGGACGCCGCUACGAUUUUUACAACAAGCCGCGGGGACGUUUACUUACUUCAUAAGUACAUAUGCAAGAAAAUCGCGAUCAAGCAAAUCAACUUGCGUCAAGUGUGCGUUGAAAGCAAAGUGAACGAUCAAGGUGUGUAUUCGCGAGUCACCGCCUUGUUGCUCACCAAAGUUGGGCAAUUGCACAUUUGGCAGGAUACUAGCAACAGGAUCACCAGAUGCGUAUUCGGUCUCAACCACCAAACGCUCAUACGUCACGUCGCUUUAACGCACGACGCUAUGUACUUCGUGACCAACUACGGCGAGGCGUACGUCGGCACCAUUUCGCGCAAAACGACGCCCGCCCCCCAACAGCAGCCCGCUAGGAGGGAGAAGGAUAGCGACCCCGACAAAUCUGCGCUUGUCAAGUUCUUGGAGAAGGACGACUGCACCCCAGUUAGGAUUGUCAAGAUACCGAACAUUCAUCGGGCCGUGUCUAUCUCCGUUGACAACGAAGGGCUGAACUUUGCCUGUUUGCAAAUUAAACCUACCUGUGGUUUAACUUCCUUUCCCGAGCUUUCACCAUCAAGCCUUUUAAAACAUAUGGAGUCACUUUUGGAAACUGCUUCUGAUGAUGAUUUAUUACAUGAUGUUAUAUUUAAGGUUGGGACAAAAUUAUAUCCAGCUCACAUAUUCAUAGUAGCUUCAAGCAGUGAGCAUCUAUACAAAUUGUACGAAGAAUCACGCACAAACGACAACGAAAAACCUAUAGUCACAUUAGAUAAUGUUCAUCCUGAAGUGUUUGAAAGAAUUUUGAGAUACAUGUAUAUUGGUACCUGCGACGUUGCCGAACUAGGGCCAUGCGGUCUAAAGAUAAGGAGAGAAGAUCUACCAUCAGUAGUGAAGAAAGAAAAGGAAAAUGUUGAUAUCGAAAUUGAUGCUAUUGAAAACCCCAUGGAAGUAACGGCAUUCGAAGUAUAUAAGCAGCAGAAUGAAAAGAGCAAGCGUUCAGGACGAAACCGACGCAGUACCGAGACGCCAUCACGUACGCAUUUGUACUGCGACCCCGUCAAAUUGGUACAGGCAACUGCUAAAAGACUUCAAGUAAUGAAUCUACAUAAACUGCUUGACAAAUACUAUUACAGGGAUGGCACCAUUUACUUGAAAGAAAGUGCAACUUACACUAAAAAUACACCGCAAAGCUGGAUAUGUGACUCUUUUCCAGAGCUAGUUGAUACCAAUGUGUGUUCAAAGGAUGGUACAUUGAUACCAGCACAUAAGUGCAUACUGGCAGCUAGGCUAGAAUAUUUCCAGGGAAUGUUCAUGCAUUCUUGGUCUGAGAGUAAAUCAAUGUCAACUGUGACACUACCAAUUAACUAUGGGAUACUAUUGCCCGUUGUCAAUUUCCUUUACACAGACACGUGUCCGGAAAUUGAGAACUCGGACAGCAUAGAUUUCAUUUGCAGCAUGCUUAUUGUUGCCGACCAACUGUUUAUAAGUCGCCUUCGAGAGAUGUGCGAAAUGACGCUUGCGGGCUUAAUAACACUAAAAAACUGCUCGGAACUUUGCCAGUUUGCUCAUACAUACAAUGCGUCGCAGCUCAAGCAGUGCUGUAUGGAAUACAUUUCGCUCAACAUUGCCAACAUACUUGAGAACCGAUCCCUUGACUUGUUGGAGGAAACUCUCCUGGAAGAUAUUUCAAAAUACUACUGCAAAUUCAAUCCAAUCAUGUCGUCUAGAGUCAUCACACCUUUCUUCAACUCUCCUAGUGAUGAAGUUAUUGAUGAAUGUGCAAAAAAUUACCCGGUCGAUCUGAACUUUAUCGAUGAUGAUUUGAAAAAAGAUGAUAGCUUAAUAGACACUAAGAAAAAAAAUAGACCGUCAAAAAAAAUUGACUACACAGAGAGUGAAAAGGCCAGAAUGAGAUAUGAAUCCGUAAGCUCGGUCACGUCAUUGGACUUAUCUAAUGAAAACUCCGGAGACGUAACAUUGUCUUUGAGUUCGAUAGGAAAAGGCGAUGAGAAAAAUGAGAAAAUGAAAGAUAAGUGGAUAGAGGUGCCUUCGGCUCAGCAAAAGCAACAAAAAGUUAUACAAGCAAGAAUAAAAGCAAUUUCAACAGCUAAAGAUAUUCUUAAUGAAAAACCCACUGAAACCUUUAUUAAAUUAACUAAGAACAAUUCAUUUAGUGCCUUGAAUAGUCCUACCAAACAGUCACCAAGCACAUCCCGUAUGUCAGAGUCUCCUAAGGAAAUACCAAUUUCUGAAUUUAGUUGGAGUUCAAACAACAACUUAAUCGUAAAUCACAUUGGUCCUAAACUUUCCCAAAAGCAGCGAAAGAAGUUGGCCAUGCAAGGAAAUGAAUUGCCCAGUCAGCAAAAUCUAGAUGUGUACUUAACAAGCAAACUAAAUUUGGCUAGUCCAGAUAAACCCAAGAAUCCUUGGAAAAUUUGUGAAGCGCCUGCUGCAAAUAGUAGCCCUAAGGCCAAACCUGUUGAAUUCAACCAAAUUUUAGCUGAUCAAAGAAAGCAAAAAGAUGAUUUUUCUAGGAUCAUGACAAAACCCCUUGCGCUGACACAGCUUGAAGAUAAGGCAAUUGAAGAAUUGGAGAAAUUUUAUAAUGUGCAUGAGAUUGAUGAUGAAUUGAUAACUGUGAGACGAAUCGAGCUUCAAGUUUCUUCGCCACAAUGGAUUCACACUGCCCCUAAG
This is a messenger RNA of Iphiclides podalirius (scarce swallowtail), 3186 nucleotides long. NCBI's taxonomy places the organism in Eukaryota, Metazoa, Arthropoda, Insecta, Lepidoptera, Papilionidae. The record is from the annotation of a GenBank genome assembly.